AGAAACUUUGAAGUUAUCAUCUAGUAAUAUAUAAACAACUAAACUUUCAAACCUUUUUGUCUUUGAAUUCUAGUUGUAACUUGUAACCACAAAUUUAUAAAUCCUUUUUUUUGGUGUUGUUAUUUGUUAGUAUAAUCCAUGGUAGCACUUUUAGGACAGAAAUUUGCAAAACUCUACAACAAGCUGGAGAAUCAUCAUCAUCAUCAUCACCAUGAAGCUGCUGAUGAGUUAUCAGCUUCCCUGAAGGCUUUUCGAUCUCAAGUUUCGAAUUUGAUCGAGGAAUUGGGAUCAAAUUCGAAACCUGGAUCGGAAAUCCUAUCGUUGUUUUGGAUUAAAAAAUGCCUUGGAAUCUUACCCUUGAUCAACAAGGCUUUUGAAAAGCUUACUUUGGAGAUAGAUUAUCCAAUGAGUAAAUGGGAGGUUGAUUCUAUUGAAGAGUAUCUCAGCUACAGUUUGUGUUUGCUAGAGCUUUUCAAUUCGAUUUCUUCUUCUCUUUCUCAUCUUGAAAAGGCUAAGCUUUCUCUGAUUCAUGCCUUGAAGGUGUUUGAGAAUGAGAAUUCACCAUCUUUCACUACAAGUCAUCAUCAUCCUCAUCUCAAAGCAAUUCAACCUAGCUAUUUGAAUACAAAUUUUGGCGAAAAGCUGUGUGAAAAAAAUGGUAAAGUAAAGUUUUUUAAUGUGAAGAAAUUGGUUGUUAAUGAAGGUGUGAAGGAAUUAAAGAGUGUUGGUUUUUGGGUAUGUGGGAUUUUGUUGUCUGGUUUGUGUAGUGAUGUUAAGCCAUAUAUUGAGGUAAAGAAAUUGGUAGGUGGGUUUGAUGGUUCUUCAAUUUUCAGACUUGAUUCAAUAAUCAGUGAAGAGUUCAGUGAGAAAAUUUUCGUGUUGAAGGAGGUAAAGGAGGUGAAUGAUGCUGUUGAUUGUGUUCUUGAGGCUUCGGAUGAAGUGAAUCAUGAUGCAGUAAAGGAAUUGGAGACAAAGCUGAACAAGCUUGUGGAUGUGUCUGAUGAUGUAAAAGCAGAGGUGGAUGAUCUUUUUUCUAAGGUAAUGGCCCUCAGAACUGACUUGAUUGAUCAACUUAGGAAACAAUACUAGAAUGUGUUUACUUGAUUUUCCUUGUGAAGAUUCAUAGAUUGUAGCUUGCAAGUUUUUUUAAAAUGUUUGUAAAUUUUAUGAUUAUUGUAAAGUCCUGUAAUUAUCAAAUACAAGUGGUUUGUUUGCAAAUAUUGUAUAGUUGUAUAACAUCUUUGAAGAAUAGUGAAGAAUACAACUCAAAUGAUUGCUUCAUA
This is a messenger RNA of Vicia villosa (hairy vetch), 1283 nucleotides long. Its product is annotated as UPF0496 protein 4-like. The record is from RefSeq and is a predicted model, not a curated record. The transcript has a single exon. NCBI's taxonomy places the organism in Eukaryota, Viridiplantae, Streptophyta, Magnoliopsida, Fabales, Fabaceae. Bases 139 to 1089 code for a protein of 316 amino acids.